Molecule: messenger RNA, 653 nt
Organism: Helianthus annuus (common sunflower)
Lineage: Eukaryota; Viridiplantae; Streptophyta; Magnoliopsida; Asterales; Asteraceae
Exons: 6
Coding region: 40-618 (192 amino acids)
Source: RefSeq, a predicted model, not a curated record
CGUAGCUCUCAUUUUAACAAAAUCCAUAUCUAACCUACAAUGGCGACAACUCCAUAUCAUCUUCAUCUUCUUGUUUUCUUUUGGCUAUUUUCCUACUCUCUUCAAGAUGAUGCAUGCCAGCUUUUGGGUUGCGGAGAAGGUCAGUGUGUGGCGGAUCACAACAGAUUAUCAUACCAUUGCGAGUGCAAUCGUGGGUGGAAGACGAUGAUGGUUGCUCCUAUGCCCUUUCCGUCGUGCAUCGUCCCAAAUUGUACAGUGGAUUUCUCAUGUGGCGGCAGAGCUCCUCCGCCGCCUCCUCCGCAACGAUCACCCUUUAAUAUCACCAAUGUUUGUAACUUGGUUUGGUGUGGCGAUGGGGACUGCGUAGCUGAUGAAAAUAGACACUAUUGUCGAUGUCACGAUGAUGCGGAUAACUUGAACAACAAUUCUUCCUUUAUAUGCGUCAAGAGAUGCGUUUUUAGAGCAGAUUGCAACCAUCUUGGUAUUGGCCUAGCAUCACCUCCGCCGCCUCCUCCUCCGCCUACUCCUAGCAAUGCCAACUCUAUUGGUUGUGUUGAACUACUACUACUACCUGCUAUCGUUGUUGUCUUCACGUCAAUAGUUAUGGCAAUGACUUAGCAAAGUAGGAUGCGCAGACACAUUCGAACAAAAGA